ACCUGCUAGACACGCUCACUCUCUUCGCCCCGGUGCAUUUCUGCUCAAAGGUAUCAUGUGGGGAUACGAAGAAGAAGAAGAAGAAGAAACGCUCCCGUUCCGUCCGCAGCUUCCUUCUGAUCUGUGUGGAAAUGAGGAGGUUGGUGAGCCAUUCAAAGAAGAGAAGGCCGUUGCUAAAUAUCUCCGUUUCAAUUGUCCAACCAAAUCCACCAACAUGAUGGGUCACAGAGUUGACUAUUUCAUUGCUUCGAAAGCUGUGGACUGCCUUUUGGAUUCUAAGUGGGCAAAAGCCAAGAAAGGAGAAGAGGCCCUGUUUACAACUCGAGAGUCUGUCGUUGACUAUUGUAACAGGCUUCUAAAGAAACAGUUUUUUCAUCGGGCACUAAAAGUGAUGAAAAUGAAGCCAGACAAGGACAUAAAGAAAGAAAAAGAGAAAGAAAAAGGGAAGGCUGAAAGCGGGAAAGAAGAUGAAAAAAAGAGCAAAAAGGAGAGUGGAAAAGAAGAAAAAUCGAAGAAGGAAAAAGAGAAGGAAAAGAAAAAGGAUGGAGAGAAAGAAGAAGGCAAGAAGGACGAGACCCCUGGCACCCCUAAGAAGAAGGAAACGAAGAGAAAAUUUAAACUAGAACCUCACGAAGACCAAGUUUUCCUGGAUGGAAAUGAGGUAUAUGUGUGGAUCUAUGACCCCGUUCAUUUCAAAACAUUUGCCAUGGGACUUAUACUUGUGAUUGCUGUUAUAGCUGCAACUCUCUUCCCACUCUGGCCUGCGGAGAUGCGAGUAGGUGUUUAUUAUCUCAGUGUUGGCGCAGGCUGUUUUGUGGCUAGCAUUCUCCUACUGGCUGUUGCCCGCUGUAUCCUGUUCCUUAUCAUCUGGCUGAUGACGGGCGGAAGGCAUCACUUCUGGUUCUUGCCGAAUCUGACAGCGGACGUCGGCUUCAUUGACUCUUUCAGGCCCCUGUACACACAUGAAUACAAAGGACCAAAGGCCGACUCAAAGAAAGAAGAGAAGUCCGAGUCCAAAAAGCAGCCAAAGUCUGACAGCGACGAGAAAUCGGAUACGGAGAAAAAGGAAGACGAGGAUGGUAAAGCAGAUCCGCUAGCAAGCUUUGGGUCGGAAGGCCCCGGGGGAGAGCGACAUUCAGACACAGACAGUGACAGGCGGGAGGACGACCGAUCCCAGCACAGUAGCGGUAAUGGGAAUGAUUUUGAAAUGAUCACAAAAGAGGAACUGGACCAGCAGACGGACGAAGGGGAUUGUGAAGAAGACGAUGAUGAUGAGGAGGAGGAGGAGGAGGAGGAAGGAGAAACUGGGCCUUUACACGGACAAUCAUAAUUUAACUGUAGCAUGGACUGAAUAUUGUGCAAGCAGUCGGGUUUUCUAUGUUGGCUGGUACACCAUCUGAUAGCAUUCUUUCCUCUCUUUUAUUUGCUGACGUACGCAGCUUAGCCAAACAGUUUUAGACUCUAGUUCUUUGUUUGUUUUACAGAUGAAAGAGAACCCCUUAACCUGGCAUAGUUUUAAGUAACAUACAUUUAUAAAAGCUAUAAGUUUCCAAUUUGUCAAUGAGUAGAUGUUCUAAUCUCUCUAGGUGAGGCAUCAAACGUAUGAAGGAACAUAAUAAUAGUUGGGAAGAUGGCGUUAAUGCUUUCUGGAACGAAAGACUCCCCCCCCCCCCAGAGCAGUAAUUUAAGAGGGUAGUUGUUGAAUGACCAAAUUUCAUAUUAUUUCUGGCAGGUCAAUUGAUUGAUACAUUCAGCAAAGCACUUUUCAUCUCAUUCUAGUGAUAUUAACCUUCAUAAAACUGGUAAGACUUUUCUUAGAACUAUUUUUUUGGUUUUUUGUCUUUUCUGAAGACAUAACAAGUUAGCAGUGACUUGGCUGUAGGGUUUGAAGCUUCCUUUAAAAAAAAAAA
Gekko japonicus is the source of this 1910-nucleotide messenger RNA. It is a transcript of the gene SEC62, whose product is annotated as SEC62 homolog, preprotein translocation factor. Lineage: Eukaryota; Metazoa; Chordata; Lepidosauria; Squamata; Gekkonidae. The coding region runs from base 56 to 1330 and encodes 424 amino acids. Gene Ontology annotation, biological process: post-translational protein targeting to membrane, translocation. Gene Ontology annotation, cellular component: endoplasmic reticulum membrane; endoplasmic reticulum. The transcript has 8 exons. The record is from RefSeq and is a predicted model, not a curated record.